AUGGGGGUAACCACCUUGGAAUUUAAUAUUUCGCAGGAAGAGUUGGAUAGACUCUCCCUUACCACUCUAUCAUCUGAAUCUACUGAUGAUGAGCCCAUAUAUGACGUACCUGUGAGUCGACAUUUUAACAAGUCUCAUCGAUACCGCAUUCGCUUGUGCGAAAGUCGCAGCCGAGAGGGACAGCCGGCCUUUGAUCCAGCCACAUGGUCUCGAACUCCGACCUACUGGCCACCUCACUUCUUUGCCUCGUUUAAUGAUGAAAUAAUUCAAGUUCGUCGUAGGCAACACUUUCAUCACGAUUUGCCUAUCGAACUUACCGACUCCCUGGUCGAAGGCAAGAAUACAAUCAAAGUGAAUUUGCCAUACUUUUCUCAAAACCUCAAGAAAGACAUUGCUUACUUCAUGGCCGUGGAACUUGUAACGACAUUAAAUCACAGCUCUGUUCGGGAUCUGGUGAUCUCUGGGCCACAUACCACUGUAGAAGCAACCAAAUACGAGAUAAGCAGGCGGCUACAGAGACUAGAGACUGAUGAGAUUGUCAUUGAGAGUGAUACUUGGAUAUUCUCGGUGACAGACAUAAUUAGUUCUAAGCUCGUCGAUAUCCCCGUCCGAGGCCGCGAGUGCCGCCAUCUCGAGUGCUUUGAUUUGCAAAAUUGGCUGGACUCGCGUCCAACCAAGUGGUCGCAGGAUGAGGGUGAGCCAUCAAUAGUUGACUGCUGGGCUUGCCCCUUGUGUGGUAUGGAUGCCCGGCCUUGCAGUCUUAUGGUGGACGAUUUCUUGGUUGAAAUCAAGAACAAGAUCCUGGAGAGCGGGAAGAGUAACGUCAAAAAGAUUGAGAUGCGUGCCGAUGGCACCUGGUCUCCCAUAGAAGAGCCUGAUGAUGAUGGGUCGUCAGAUAGGGAUGGCGCCCAGCGGAAAUUAUCAGGACAUGGAGCGCCAUUGGGACAGUAA
This is a messenger RNA of Trichoderma aggressivum f. europaeum, 951 nucleotides long. Its product is annotated as transcriptional regulator family: Zinc finger, MIZ-type. The record is from RefSeq and is a predicted model, not a curated record. Gene Ontology annotation, biological process: protein sumoylation. The transcript has a single exon. Gene Ontology annotation, cellular component: chromatin. Gene Ontology annotation, molecular function: SUMO ligase activity; zinc ion binding. NCBI's taxonomy places the organism in Eukaryota, Fungi, Ascomycota, Sordariomycetes, Hypocreales, Hypocreaceae. The coding region runs from base 1 to 951 and encodes 316 amino acids.